AUGGUUCGAGUCUCAUCACUUUUCGUUUCGACGAUCCUCUGGUGUUUGAUGUUGGCACCUUCCCUUACUACAAGCGCAUCGUCUUCGAGCACCUUCAGCUGUUCCAACGACGACGUAUCGGCGCAACAGCAAGUCAAUUCCAAUGGAUGUGCUUGCUUCAGCGAACAGAUUGAACUACGAGAAGCCGUCAAUCAGUUCAUCAGCGAAGGUUGUUCUGACACCAACAAUUGCAACAACUGGGUCGUGCAAAAGUAUGGUUGGCCAAUGGGAUCCUGGUGUGUUUCUUCCGUCACCAACAUGUUUCAAUUGUUUUAUGGACGGUCUUUCUUCAAUGAUGACAUUUCAUCAUGGGAUGUUUCAUCCGUUUCUGUGAUGACAUACAUGUUCUACCAAGCCACAUCUUUCAAUCAAGACUUGUCAUCCUGGGACGUCUCUUCCGUCGUCAGCACAUCUUCAAUGUUCGAGGGCGCAUCAUCCUUUAAUCAAGAUUUGUCAUCCUGGAAUGUUUCGGCUGUCGGUCACAUGGGGAAAAUGUUCCAUCAGGCAUCAUCGUUCAAUGGAGACUUGUCAUUGUGGGACGUUUCCUCUGUCACGUAUAUGUACUGGAUGUUCUACGCGGCCACAUCUUUCAAUCAAGACUUGUCUUCAUGGGACGUUGCAUCCGUUACAGAUAUGGGAGCCAUGUUCCACUCUGCGUCAUCCUUCAAUCAAGAUUUAUCAGCGUGGGACGUCUCUUCUGUCAAGCAGAUGUACUGGAUGUUUCAAGAAGCGUCAUCCUUCCAUCAAGAUUUAUCAGCGUGGGAUGUUGCAUCCGCCACAGACAUGCAAUGCAUGUUCUACGGGGCACACUUGUUCAAUGGAGACUUGUCAUUAUGGGACGUCUCUUCUGUCAAGCAGAUGUACUGGAUGUUCCGAGACGCGCCAUCCUUCAAUCAAGAUUUAUCAGCGUGGGAUGUUGCAUCCGUUACAGAUAUGGCAUUCAUGUUCCACGAUGCGUCAUCCUUCAAUCAAGAUUUAUCAGCGUGGGACGUCUCUUCCGUUACAAACAUGCGACAGAUGUUCUCGUUUGCAUCUUCCUUCAAUGGAGACUUGUCAUUGUGGGACGUUUCUUCUGUCCUAGACAUGCAAUACAUGUUCAACGAGGCAUCAUCGUUCAACGGAGACUUGUCAUUGUGGGAUGUUGCAUCCGUUACAGAUAUGGCAUCCAUGUUCUACUCUUCGUCAUCCUUCAAUCAAGACUUGUCAGCGUGGGAUGUUUCAUCCGUUACAGAUAUGGCAGCCAUGUUCUACUCUGCGUCAUCCUUCAAUCAAGACUUGUCAUCAUGGGACGUCUCUUCUGUCGUCAAUACAUAUUCAAUGUUCGGUGGCGCAUCAUCCUUCAACCAAGAUUUGUCAUCAUGGGACAUCUCUUCCGUCACAGACAUGCAAUUCAUGUUCUACCGGGCAUCAUCGUUCAAUGGAGAUUUGUCAUCAUGGGACGUCUCUUCCGUCACAGACAUGGCCUUCAUGUUCUACGAGGCACCAUUGUUCAACGGAGACUUGUCAUUGUGGGAUGUUUCUUCUGUAUCUAAAAUGGGGUCCAUGUUCUCCUGUGCGUCAUCCUUCAAUGGAGAUUUGUCAUCCUGGAAUGUUUCUUCUGUCGUUAACACCAAGAAUAUGUUCGACGGGGCAUCAUCCUUCAAUCAAGACCUAUCAUCUUGGGAUGUUUCGUCCGUUACAAAUAUGGCAUUCAUGUUCAAAUUGGCCAUUUCCUUUGACCAAGACUUGUCACCCUGGAAUGUUUCGAAAGUCAAGUACUCGGAGGGAAUAUUUCAAGGAGCUGUUGCUCUCGAUGAAUGUAUCGUGUGCCAGUGGAGUGAUGCUUGGAAGAGACAUUUUAACUGCAUUGGAUGUGAAAGUCCAACCAGUGCCCCGCCAGCAAAUGCAACAUUAAGUCCAACCAAUGCCCCGUUCAGUUGUUCCAAGGACGACGUUUCGGCGCAACUACAAGUCAAUACCAAUGGAUGUGCUUGCUUCAGCGACGAUGCUGAACUACGAGAAGCCGUGGAUGAGUUCAUCAGGGACGGUUGUUCUGACACCAACAAUUGCAACAACUUUUUCGUGCAAAAGUAUGGUUGGCCAAUGGGAUCCUGGUGUGUUUCCUCCGUCACAGACAUGGCCUCAUUGUUUGAUAACGUAUCGGAGAUGGGUUAUUUGUUUAAUGGAUUAUUUGACUUCAAUGAUGACAUUUCAUCAUGGGACGUUUCUUCUGUGACUACAAUGAGGGGCAUGUUCUCAUCAGCAUUGGCUUUCAAUCAAGACUUGUCAUCAUGGAAUGUUUCUUCCGUCACAAACAUGAGAGAUAUGUUCCGAGGCGCGUCAUCCUUCAAUGGCGACAUUUCAUCAUGGGAUGUUUCAUCCGUUACAAAUAUGGAAUCCAUGUUCAUGUCGCUAUCAUCCUUCAAUCAAGACUUGUCAUCGUGGGAUGUCUCUUCUGUCACACAGAUGCAGAGGAUGUUCCGAGGCGCGUCAUCCUUCAAUCAAGAUUUAUCAGCGUGGGAUGUUUCAUCCGUUACAGAUAUGGCAGCCAUGUUCUACGAGGCACCAUUGUUCAACGGAGACUUGUCAUUGUGGGAUGUUUCGUCUGUAUCUAACAUGGGGUCUAUGUUCUCCAGUGCGUUAUCCUUCAAUGGAGAUUUGUCAUCCUGGAAUGUUUCUUCUGUCCUACGUAUGCAAUACAUGUUCAGCAAGGCAUUAGCGUUCAACGGAGACCUGUCAUUGUGGGAUGUUUCAUCUGUUACAAAUAUGGUAUCCAUGUUCUACCAGGCCACAUCUUUCAAUCAAGACUUGUCAUCAUGGAAUGUUUCGAAAGUCACGAGGGCGGAUAGAAUAUUUGAAGGAACUAUUGCUCUUGAUGAAUCCAUCGUGUGCCAGUGGAGUGAUGCUUGGAAAGGCCUUUUCAACUGCAUUGGAUAUCCAACCAAUGCUCCAGCAUCAAAUACACCAAUUCCAACAAUAAGUGGAAGCGCAAGUCCAACCAAUGUCCCGAUUUCAGAUACUACAUCACUUCCAACAAUAAGUGGAAGCGCAAGUCCAACCAAUGUCCUGAUUUCAGAUACUACAUCACUUCCAACAAUAAGUGGAAGCACAAGUCCAACCAAUGUCCCGAUAUCGGAUACUACACCAAUUCCAACAAUAAGUGGAAGCACAAGUCCAACCAAUGUCCCGAUUUCAGAUACUACAUCACUUCCAACAAUAAGUGGAAGCACAAGUUCAACCAAUGUCCCGAUUUCAGAUACUACAUCACUUCCAACAAUAAGUGGAAGCACAAGUUCAACCAAUGUCCCGAUAUCGGAUACUACACCACUUCCAACAAUAAGUGGAAGCACAAGUCCAACCAAUGUGCCAAUUUUGGAUACUACACCAAUUCCAACAAUAAGUGGAAGCACAAGUCCAACCAAUGUCCCAAUUUUGGAUACUGCAGCAAGUCCAACACCUUUGCGACCGGAAGAUUCAAGUGCAACGAAUUCGAAAUCUUUGUACAUGUUGUGA
Molecule: messenger RNA, 3531 nt
Organism: Cylindrotheca closterium
Lineage: Eukaryota; Bacillariophyta; Bacillariophyceae; Bacillariales; Bacillariaceae
Source: the annotation of a GenBank genome assembly